AUGUCGGUAUUAGGCUCCUGCAGAAUUCUGUCUCUCCCACCUGUUUUUUAUGAUGACAUGACUUACUGGUAUCCAUAUCAGCUGUAUGUGGAGGGCUUUUCGGGAACUCGUCUAGUGUUUUCCAACUCCACCUCCAUGGUCUUCAGCCCCAGGUGCAUGUCCAUUUUUAUCCAGACCGACAAGAACUACUACCAGCCCGGACAGACGGUCAAAUUUCGGGUUGUAUCAGUUACUCCUGAAGGAAAGCCGUACAGCGGUCGGACUGAUAUUUUUAUUAGGGAUCCCAAGGGGAAUAUGAUUCGACAGUGGCUCGCUGUGGAAAGUUUUCUAGGCGUCAUUUCUAAAGAGCUGAACAUCUCUCAGAAUCCACCACUCGGAUCCUGGAAAAUUACAGCUGGAGUCAAUGAUGUUAUUCAUGAGAGAGCGUUCACUGUGGACCACUAUGUACUUCCUAGAUUCGAGGUAAAGCUGGACGUUCCCUCUGUCGUGUAUUAUGAAGACACACUGACGGGGACGGUCACAGCCAAAUAUUUUUAUGGGAAGCCUGUCAGUGGGUUUAUGGAUGUUACAUUUGUCCAUAGUUUUAAUGGCAUUGAAAUGCGAUAUGAACACACAGAAAUGAUAGAGGGCUCUGUUGAAAUCACUUUUGACAUGCAGGACUUUUCCACACGAUUCAAUGAUUAUUCAUAUACAUAUUAUGAUGGCUACAGACCCAUUGAAUUUAUUGAUGUUAAUGUGAAUGUCACAGAAAGUGCUACAGGUUUAAUGUACAACAGCAGCGCAAGGGUUUCCAUUGUGACAAAUAAAUAUCAGCUAGAGUUUCUGCAAUAUCCACAUAUUGUUAAACCCUCCAUGACCUUCACCGCUAAGCUGAAGUUGAGUCUGUAUAACCAGCGGGCGCUGUCUGCUGAGGAUCGGAAUAUAAGUGUUCGUCUGGCAGUGAUGCAGCACAAGCUCAGCCCCUGGACGUGGAUGUGGAGUGACGGAGGACCUCUAGGGCCUCGUAUGAUGAACAGCACACCUUCCACCAGCUUCACUCCCAUCAGUGAUGGAAGACCUCUAGGGCCUCAUAUGAUGAACAGCACACCCUCCACCAGCUUCACUCCCAUCUACGACCUCCCUGUCCAGAACAUUGAGCUUCCUGUCACUGCUGACGGCUUGAUGUCUUUCCAGAUCCAGCUCUCCGACAGCGUGGCCACUCUGGAUCUAGAGGCACAGAAACUGGCUCUUGGGAUAUGGAAUGUCACCUCACUGGGAAGUAAGGAGCCCGAGCUUGUGCGGGAGGUGGAAAGCUCUACAUUUCAUGGCUUUGCAGUACAGGAGUGUAGGUUUGAUGUGCCUGUCUUCAUGAUGGUUUCAGGCAAGGUUUUAAAGACACAGUCCAGCAUCUUCAGCUCUACAGGAGUUAUUCUUCGCCAAGUAAAUCCUACAUUCAGCUUCACAGAGACAACAAGCCUCAGGUUGGACGGCCCGCUGAAUUUCACUUUGGAGAGCAGUUUUAACUUGACCAAAUUCCACUACCUUGUGACGUCUCGUGCUGGAGUGGUGGAUGCUGGGACAGUUCAGUCGUCCUCCUUCAGUCUGAACACAGAUCACCUGUGGGCUCCCCAGGCUUGUGUGGUGGUUUAUCACACACUUCCAGAUGGAGAGAUCGUGAAUGACGCUCUACACGUCUCUUUCACUGAAGUGCUCAGAAACGCAGUGUCUGUGCGCUGGAGUCAGGAUCGCACAGAACCAGCAGAAUCCGUGUCUCUAUCUGUUUCUGUAUCCGAACCUGGAUCUUGUGCUGGGAAUCCUGGUGGUAGACAAGCCACGCUGAACUCAGCUGAAGACAAUGGCCUCUCGGAGAAGACGGUGCUUGAGGAAGAAUUUCUGUCGUACAGCAGAGAGAUGACCCACACGGAUAACAGAGGCAUGAAAAUGGGAGAUCCGUAUUCUGUAUUCACGGCUUGCGGCGUCACGGUUCUGACUGAUGCCAGGCUGAAUCAGGAGAUGGCGACCAAUCAGGAGAUGUUUCCAAUGUUCCCAGGGGAGGAGGGACUCUUUAUGACUGCGAUGCCUGACAGCAGUAUUCAAGAGCCCAGACAGAGAAAAGACUUUCCUGAAACCUGGAUCUGGCUGGAUGCUAAUGUGAGCCUGACCUCAUGGGUGGCUUUUGCUAUCGUCAUGUCUGAGAAUCUGGGUUUGGGCAUCAGCGCUCCUGCAGAGGUGAUACUGUUCAGAGAUUUUCUUCCUGUCGCUGGACCUCCGGCGUUCCUCAUCCGUGGAGAACUGCUGCUGCUGGAAGUCAAUUUAUUCAACUAUAUGGAUGUAGAUUUGGAGAGCCACGAUGCUGGGAGAAAUUCCCAUCUCUGUCAAAGCCACGUCCGUCUACUCUUCAGACUGGCUCCACAAAACUGUCUAGUCAAGCCAGAAGGACUGCAGCAGUCGUUCACUCAGACCUUGUUUCUGGAGUUUCUUCUGCAGCAGCACACACUGUCCAGGAAGAUGACCUUCAGUUUUCCUGCAGAUGUGGUUCCUGACAGUCAGAGGGCCAGUGUUUCUGCUGUGGGUGAUAUUCUGGGCCCGUCCAUUGGAAAUCUGGACUCCCUCAUUGAUAUGCCUUACGGUUGUGGUGAGCAGAACAUGAUCCAUUUUGCUCCAAAUACCUAUGUUCUCCGGUAUCUUAAAAGCACUAAGCAGCCUGAAGAACAGACCAGGAGGAAAGCUAUGAGCUAUAUGAUGGAAGCUUAUGAGCGUGAGCUUUCCUACCAAAGGGUUGACGGCUCCUUCAGUGCCUUUGGAGACAGCGAUGAUUCUGGCAGCACGUGGUAUACAUGA
This is a messenger RNA of Danio aesculapii, 2820 nucleotides long. Its product is annotated as CD109 antigen-like. Gene Ontology annotation, molecular function: endopeptidase inhibitor activity. The transcript is spliced from 24 exons. The record is from RefSeq and is a predicted model, not a curated record. Bases 1 to 2820 code for a protein of 939 amino acids. Lineage: Eukaryota; Metazoa; Chordata; Actinopteri; Cypriniformes; Danionidae.